GAAGCAGAGCAUCCAUGGCAAUUCCAGUCAUUGAUUUCUCCAAACUCCAUGGACCCGAAAGACCCAACACUUUAGCCCUCAUCGCCCAUUGCUGCCAGCAUUGGGGAUUCUUUCAGCUGAUCAACCACGGGAUAAAUAAGGAGCUGCUGGAGAAGGUAAAGAAAGUAGCAUCACAUUGCUACAAACAGCACCGGGAGCCGGCCUUCUUCCGUGACUCCGCCCCCGUCAAACUCCUCGACGACUUGCUACGCACCAAGAACGACGUCGACCGCAUCGACAAUGUCGAUUGGGAGGACGUUUUCCUCCUCUCCGACGACAAUAUCCAUCAAUGGCCGUCCGAAACCCCUGCUUUCGAGGAGACGAUGAAGGAGUAUCGAGCGGAGCUCAAGAAACUCGCGAUCAAAGUCAUGGAAGUAAUGGACGAGAACCUCGGGCUUCCGCGAGGCUACAUCAACAACGCCUUCACCGCCGGGAAGGGCGAUGACGGCGCCUUUUUCGGGACUAAGGUCAGCCACUACCCGCCCUGCCCCCGCCCUGACAAGGUCAGCGGGCUCCGCGCCCACACCGACGCCGGCGGCGUCAUCCUACUCUUCCAAGACGACGAGGUCAGCGGCCUCCAAAUCUUGAAAGACGGGGUGUGGAUCGAUGUCCAGCCUCUCAAGAACGCUAUCGUCGUCAACACCGGCGAUCAGAUCGAGGUGUUGAGCAACGGGAGGUACAAGAGCGUCUGGCAUCGGGUCUUGGCCUCGCCCGACGCCACUAGGAGGUCGAUCGCCUCGUUCUACAAUCCGUCGUUCGACGCAAUGAUCGAGCCCGCGCCCAUCGUUGUCGCCGAAAAAGAGGAAGAGGAGGAGGAGAAUCAGACAAAGUACCCCAAGUUUGUUUUUGGGGAUUAUAUGUCUGUCUAUGCUGAGCAAAAAUUCCUCCCUAAAGAGCCAAGAUUCCAAGCUGUUAAAGCAAUGUAA
Messenger RNA from Andrographis paniculata, 965 nucleotides. Its product is annotated as 1-aminocyclopropane-1-carboxylate oxidase 5. The record is from RefSeq and is a predicted model, not a curated record. Lineage: Eukaryota; Viridiplantae; Streptophyta; Magnoliopsida; Lamiales; Acanthaceae. The transcript has 3 exons. Bases 15 to 965 code for a protein of 316 amino acids.